This is a messenger RNA of Paramuricea clavata, 5643 nucleotides long. Lineage: Eukaryota; Metazoa; Cnidaria; Anthozoa; Malacalcyonacea; Plexauridae. The record is from the annotation of a GenBank genome assembly.
AUGCAACUAAAACCUGGAUUGCUCUAUGACAGUAGACAAGGGAAAAUCAUUGGAAGUACUCUUAACUUGGAUUACAACUACAUAAAGCAAGGUGAACCCGAAAAAGAUAUCCUGAAAAGUUCAAUUGUGCAAGAAGCAGAAGCCAUGUGCUUAACGACUCUUGAUGCAAAGUUUUCCCUUCCUGUCGGUGUAAAUCAUUUAACCAAAGGACUUACAGCGUUAGAUACUUUCAAUAUGAUGAAGAAUGAAACACAAGAGAUAAAUGUUUGCCUUGACCAUUUGCAACACAGCAGAACUGAUAGCAUUAUCGUUCAAAAAACCUGUUGCAGUCACUGUGCAAUCUGCACUGAAUUAGGCACUGUCUGUGAUGCUUGCAGUGACAAAGGCCACACUGUUACCGAACCUGCUUUGCGACGUUGUGAUUCUUGUCUGGAAAAAGAAAUUCAGUGCAUUAAAGCAGCAGUUGUGUGUGUUUCAGAGGAUUCUGAAUCAAGAAAUUCUGGUGCACAAAAAGAGCUUGUGAGAGUAAACGACGAACAGUCUGACCCGUUUUUAUCAAUCAUAUCUCCCAUUCCUGAUGGUGUACAUGUUGCUAAGAGAAAACGGCAGAGUUUCUCAAAUUGGUUCCUGUUAGUAAAUAACUACCGAAUAAAUUUGGUUCAACUCAGGGAGCUAAGAAAUGACCACGCCUUACAUUCAAAGCUAGCACCCUUGGUACCACUUAGUGCAGUUAGGAAUCGUGAUCGUCAAGAUGUCGAAUCUAUAAUGGAGAUCUCGAGUCCAUUGGUGAGAAAGAUUCUUAAAGAUAAUGCAAAAACUGUAACUCACACUGUGGUACCUGAGAAGUACAGGCUAAGGGAGGACAACAAAAGCGGAGUUUUUAAGGCACCCAUUGGAACAUGCAUGGGUCUCUUAGGACACAUAUUUGUCAGUGAUGUUGUUCAAGGUAAGGUAUACAAGGUGCGAGCGAAUCACUAUCCAGCAAAUGUUACUGUGGAAAUGGAUAAUUUAGAACAUCCUAUUGGAGUUGCUGUUUUUAAAGACAUACUUUACUGUGUGGAAUCUCAACGGAACACAAUUGCCUUUAAAGAUUUAACAGGGGAGACAGUUGUCGAUGUGAACAAGUUAACUGUCGAGAAACUUAAGAAGAAGUUGAAAGACAUUGGUGCAUGGAAUGAAGAUUAUAAAAGAAAACCCAAAAAAUUUCUUCAAGAAAAGCUUAGAGAAGCCUUAAACAACAGAGUUGCUUCGGAAACAAAUCCAACACAACAGACGACACAACCCAGAAACCUCCCUUCGCAUAUUGACUUUGACGGAGAAAUCAAGCAGCCGGUGGCGUUAUGUUUUGAUCAAGAUGGGAAUAUGUAUGUUUCGACAUUCACUGGUGCAGUAUAUGUCGUGCGGCUGCAUUGCAACUUACCCUUACGAAAAUCAACACUAUUUUAACCCUAUUUUACUUUCUAUUUUAUUCCUAUAGAAAAGCUAUUUUAUUUUUAACCCUAUCAUAUUGCUAUCACAUAUACAAAUCCUAUAUUAAACCUAUUAGAAUUCUGUUUUAAUUGUAUUUUAUAGCUAUUAUAAAUAGGUUUUUUUGAAACAAAAAAUAGCCUAUUUUAAAUAGAUUUUAUUUUUCUGAAUCGGUGAAGCACAGAUUAAAAUAGGUUUAAAAUAGGAUAAAAUAUAUUUAAAAUAGAGUGCAAAAUAGAAAUAAAAUAAUAAAGUAAAGUGAAACAUUGGUAUAAAAUAGAUUUUAAAUAUACAUAAAAUAGGUUAAAAAUAGUCGAAAAUACAUAUAAAAUAGUGGAUCAACUGCAGUAUAUUAACUAAAAAUAGUAAUAAAAUUACUGCAAAAUAGUAAUAAAAUAGUUUAAAAAUAUAAAUAAAAUACUGAUAAAAUAGUAAUAAAAUUAGAAUUUAAAAUAGUGAUAAAAUAGCGAACAAAAUAGUAAAAAAAUAGUUCAAAAUUCUUAUAAAAUAGUAUAAAAAUAGUAAUAAAAUUGUAAUAAAAUAGUCAGAAAGUAGUAAUAAAAUAGUUAUAAAAUAGCAAUAAAAGAAUAGUAAAAUAGUCAUAAAAUAGCAAUAAAAUAGUCAGAAUGUAGCAAUAAAAUAGUUAUAAAAUAACAAUAAAAUAGCUAUAUAAAAAUAGUAGCACUGCAACAUAGUUACUUUAUAAAGUAAUAAAAUUGUAGUAUAUGAUAAUUAAAACCAGUUAAAAAAUAGUAAUGAAAUAAUAUCAAAUUAGCUGAAAACUAGCAAUGCAGUACCAUGGUUGACAGGUACAUGUAUAUUAUCGUUUAAAAUUGUAUAAAAUACACAUAAAACAGUUUGUAUUCUUAUUAGCUGUCAAUGCUAGGUUGUGGCAGUUUAAGGACGGCAGGGGUGAAUGUGGCAGUUUAAGCAGUGUCAAAUCAAUGGCAUUGUUUACCACAGUCAGAGUUACGAACGUUUGAGUAACUGUAAGGAAUCUAAUUACACGAAUGGGUUUCAAAUCAAUUGCAGAAUGAGCAGUCUAGUAGUCUACUAGCAGUUAGACCCAUGCCACCAAGCAUCUGCAAGAUCAAGCAGUUAUUGCCAAUACAUGCCAGCUUAAUUGUCAUUUGUCAGUAAUAAAAGGUGAAAAAUGGGCAAGCAGACCACAGUCAAUAAGCAAAAUUGUCUAGCUUGAGACCUCACAGUUAAAUAUUGUGUGCAGAACUUAAAGUAGGGAGUGUUAAGGAAAAUUACAUCUAAAUAUUUCAACAUGAAACAUCAUCCCAGGUUGAAGAUCUUGGCAAGAUCUUGUAAGAUCUUGCAUGAUCUUGGAAGAUCAUGGCAAGGUCUUGGCAAGACACUAAUCUUGGCAAGAUCUUGCCAAGAUAUUACCAAUAUCUUGCCAAGAUUAUUCAAUCUUGCCAUACUUGCCAAAAUCUUGCCAAGAUUGUCUGAAAUUCUUGUCAAGAUCUUGCCAAGAUCUUUCAUGAUUUUUCGUCAUACAUAAUUCUUGCUGAGUUGUAUUUUUCGACCUUCAUAAGUAUAGGUAUAAUGAACCUUGAUCAAACCAAUCGCAUAUAUCACAACAUUGCCAAUACUCUAUCAUGAUCUUGCCAUGAUCUUGGAAGAUCUUGUCAAGAUCCCACCAUGAUCUUGCCAAGAUCCCACCAUGGUCCUUGCCAAGAUCUUAUCACAAUCUUGCCAAGAUUCUAUCAUAAUCUUGCCAUGAUCUUGCACAAUCUUAGCAAGAUUCCACCAUGAUCUUACCAAGAUCAUAUCAAAAUCUUGCCAAGAUCCUAUUGUAAUCUUGCCAUGAUCUUGGAAGAUCUUGUCAAGAUCCCACCAUGAUCUUGCCAUGAUCCCACCAUGAUUCUUGCUAAGAUCUUAUCACAAUCUUGCCAAGAUUCUAUCAUAAUCUUUCCAUGAUCUUGGACAACCUUGCCAAGAUUCCACCAUAAUCUUGCCAAGAUCUUGUACAAAUCUUGUCAAUAUCCUAUCAUGAUCUUGCCAUGAUCUUGGAAGAUCUUGUCAAGAUCCCACGAUGAUCUUGCCAAGAUCCCACCAUGGUCCUUGCUAAGAUCUUAUAUCACAAUCUUGCCAAGAUUCUAUCAUAAUCUUGCCAUGAUCUUGCACAAUCUUGGCAAGAUUCCACCAUGAUCUCACCAAGAUCAUAUCAAAAUCUUGUCAAGUUCCUAUUGUAAUCUUGCCAUGAUCUUGGAGGAUCUGGAAAGACUCCACCAUGAUCUUACCAAGAUCCUACCAUGAUCCUUUCAAGAUCUUAUCACAACCUUGCCAAGAUUCUAUCAUAAUCUUGCCAUGAUCUUGGACAAUCUUGCCAAGAUUCCACCAUGAUCUUGCCAAGAUCUUAUCAAAAAUCUUGCCAAGAUCCUACCAUAAUGUUGCCAUGGUCUUGAAAAUCUUGACAAGAUCUCACCAUGAUCUUGCCAAGAUCUCACCAUGAUCUUGCCAAUAUCUUACCAAAAUCUUGCCAAGAUCUUAUUGUUAUCUUGCCAUGAUCUUGGAGGAUCUUUUCAAGAUCCCAUCAUGAUCCUUGCUAAGAUCUUAUCACAAUCUUGCCAAGAUUCUAUUAUAAUAUUGUCAUGGUCUUGGAAGAUCUUGUCAAGAUCUCACCAUGAUCCCAGCAUGAUCUUGCCAAGAUCUUAUCUAUCUUGAUCUUGGAAGUUCUUGACACAAUCUCUUGUCAUGAUUUUACCAUGAUCAUACCAAAAAUGCCAUGAUUUUGAAAGAUCCUUGUGAAAGGAGGCUUUUACGCGCACAGUUGCUCUCGCACCUUCGCGUGCCAGAUCCAAAUGACUGAAAUGAGAUCAAUUAAUCAACUGUAAAUCUUGUUAUCUGCGCAUUUUUCGCAUAUUUGUGGUAGACAACCGUUGGUAAAAGCCCCAAGGCGCGUUUUAUAAGUCAAACAUACAAGGUACACGGCAGUUUAUACUUCUGUUCCUCGACUUUGUUGCUGCACUAAAUAAGAAAGGAUAACUUGUCGAGCUGUCUUAAAUAAAAAGUAAGUGCUUACAACCUAUUUUGUAACACAUUAUUUGUAUAUUGAAUGAAUGAGCGCUAAGCAGUUUGAUUACCACAUGUAAUAAAUGUUUCAAGCUUUUUCAAAUAACCUUACAAAAGGCUAAGUUAAUUGGGUAAAGCGAUGCAAUGCUUGCUGUAAUUUCGACUUUAAAUAAUUUUAAUAACACCUCAGCAUUGGUCGCAAUAAGCUUUUACGUGAUAAUGCCUAGUUUAACGUUUUGUUAAGAAUGACAAAGCCGUUGAGAAUACCCCUGGGACCACAAAUUAUUAUAUUCACACAGUCUUAUAUUUAUUACACAGCUUUUGCGCAGCUUGCGCUACUGAAAUGUCCUGAUAACCGUAGUUUUGACAGAUCGGUUGCCAAACAUCGUAAAUGCAGCGCAUAGGAACACGCAAUUUCACACUACGGUAUAAAUGUGAGCUUCAUUAGUGAGUUAAGUUUCAUUAUGCCAACCAGUGAAGCUAGGAUAAAAUAUAGAGAUCUUUCAUAUAAAAUUAAUGGUUUGAGCUAUGAUUAUUCAACAUGUGUAUUAUUCAAAAUUUGUUAUUUCAAAUAUUAUUUAGGAAAACAUGGUGAAGGCAUCCUCAAAUGAUAAAGCUAUGGCCAAAAAAGAAACUACAGAGAUCGAAAUUGUAAGUAUGAGUGUAUACAUGUGUAAUUUAUCGUUUUCAAUUAAAAAGAAUUCAACUACAGUGAUUUAAUAUCAAGUAUUGUUAAUUCAUUUUAGUGGCACAAUGACAUUAAUUUGAUGACCGUAAAUGCACCACCAAAAGAGCCAUCAAAAUGUGCAAUCAAAUUAUUGGACUUCCUAUUUUCAUCGGAAGAGCUCCAGGAUGGAAUACUAUUCCAGUCGAAAAGAUCUCCAAAACCAGCACUAGAUCCCAACAGGGUCACUAAAUUGUUUGGUAAGAAUAUUAUAUGUGAUUUGACUUCAAGAAAAAUUAACUGGCCAGCUGUGAACAGAUAUAUACAAACUUAAGACUAAGUUGCCACAGUAUGUGUUAAUUAAAAGUAUAUAGUUUUCUUUGCCAAUGGCAAUGUGUUUCGGGUAAACAUUGAAAUGAACUUAAGUACAAAAAAUAGACUUACUUUAACACAGUCUUUUUUUACGAUAUAGCUGUCCUCAACGCCAA